AAAAAUUUAAUCGCUUUUGCUUAAAAGAUACUUUUCGUUGACAAAAUAACCUUUCUGCGUGCUUCUGUACUAAUUAGCAUCAGUUGGCAAUUUUACUGACGCAGAAAAAGUACAUUUUCUUACAAAUAUGAGACGACGAGGAGGUUAUCGUCGUAGUCGAAGCCGUAGUCCACGCCGUGGCGGAGGAGGUUCAACCAAACGCUAUGAAGUAGGGAAAGGUCAACUGUUGAAACCGGUGAACUGGAGUCAUUACAAAUUAGAUUCGGUGGUGAGACCUUCGUUUCGUUCUAAAUUAAAUUAUCGACGUUCCGAGCGUGAAAUCAAUGAGUGGAGAAAAUCAAAUGAAAUCACUAUUAAGGGUCGUGAUGUUCCGGAUCCUGUAUAUGGUUUUGAGGAAGUCGGCUUUCCUGCAGAAAUCGCUGAUGAAUUGCGAUUUUCAGGAUUUACCGUUCCGACCCCAAUUCAGUCGCAGGGUUGGCCAAUUGCUCUUUCCGGACGGGACAUGGUUGGCAUUGCAAAAACCGGAUCAGGCAAGACACUCUCAUACUUACUGCCUGCAAUGAUUCAUAUCGAUCAGCAGUCGCGGUUGCGUCGAGGAGACGGUCCGAUUGCGCUGAUAUUGGCCCCUACGCGCGAGCUGGCGCAACAAAUAAAGCAGGUAACCGACGAUUUCGGGCGAGCUAUGAAAAUAAAAAAUACUUGUUUGUUCGGCGGCGGCGGAAAGAAACAGCAAGGUUAUGAUUUGGAACGUGGCGUUGAAAUAGUGAUUGCCACUCCGGGGCGGUUGAUAGAUUUUCUAUCAUCCGAUCAUACAAAUCUUCGCAGAUGCUCGUAUUUGGUUUUGGAUGAGGCCGAUCGGAUGUUGGACAUGGGCUUUGAGCCGCAGAUUCGAACAAUCAUCGAACAAAUUCGACCGGAUCAUCAGACACUCAUGUGGUCGGCCACUUGGCCGGAUGCAGUUGCCCGAUUGGUCAAGGAUUAUCUCAAGGACUAUAUUCAGAUCAAUGUUGGAUCCUUGAAAUUAGCAGCCAAUCACAAUAUUUUACAGAUCAUUGAUGUAUGUCAAGAAUUUGAGAAAGAAACAAAAUUGAGCAUUCUUCUUCGAGAAAUAAUGGCUGAAAAAGAGUGUAAAACAAUUAUAUUCAUUGAGACAAAGAAGCGGGUCGAUGAUAUUACCCGUAAAGUAACACGUGACGGCUGGCCCGCUAUGUGCAUUCACGGUGACAAGUCACAGAAGGAUAGAGACUAUACUUUGAACUCUUUCCGUUCUGGUAAGACCCCAAUUUUAAUUGCCACUGAUGUUGCUGCUCGUGGAUUGGAUGUAGACGAUGUAAAAUUCGUCAUUAAUUAUGAUUAUCCAACCACAUCUGAGGAUUACAUCCAUCGCAUUGGACGCACCGGGCGUUCUAACAAUACAGGAACGGCAUAUACAUUUUUCACACCCAAUAAUGUCGGAAGAGCUCGUGAACUUGUUGCUGUAUUGAAGGAGGCUAAACAGGUCAUUAAUCCGAAGUUGCUGGAUAUGGCAAAUAGUCGCAUGAGAGGAAAAGAUAAUCGUAACCAUGUAAACUCACGAUAUCCGCGAGAGCGCCGUUCGCGAACACCUGAUCGCCGUGGUACCUUUAGGCGCCGUUCAUAUUCUCGUUCACGUACCCGUUCACGUUCCCGAUCCCGAUCCGUAUCGCCAAGAUUUUCUAAACGUGACGUUUAUCGUCCGGUCAAACGCAGCCGAUCUCGCAGUCGCAGCGAAAUGAGCAACCGUAGUGACAAUCGCAAGAGAAAUGCACGCAGGAUCAGUCGCUCGGGUAGUCGUACUCCCGUACGCAGAGGCGGAAGCGGCGCCGGUACCGGUGGCGUGGCCAACAGAAAGCGCAAUGGAAGAAGCAGAUCCCCAACUCCACGGAAGCAUCGUAGCCGUACUCGCAGUCGUAGUCGCAGUCGUAGCCGCAGUCGCACCCGCAGCCGCAGCUAUAGCCGUAGCCGGAGCCGCAGUCGUGAAGGAAGAUUCCGUUCGGUAAAAAAUGGCGACAAUGGUUCAAAUUAUGUCAAAUAUUAAUAUGAACUAUGGAAAAGUAUUUUACUAUAUUCAUAUAAAUGUCAAACGUAAUGUUUCAAAAUAAUCAACACAUGGCAGUAGAACAAUCUCCAAAUUACCGUCGAACAAUGUACUUCCUCAGCUUUAGGCAUCGAGUUAAACUUCUACGUUUAAUUACUAGGUAUCUGACAACAUCUGAAGAAUAAAUUUAUUUUAUUAUAAUGAUCUAUGGAAUUAGAUCUUGAUCAAUUUUAGAGUAUCAAUCACAUACGCACCUGUAAGUCGUAAUGAAUGUUGUCGCAAAAAUGUCGGAUUAAUUUCUAUUGUAUUUUAAAUAUUACAAUUAAAUGAUAAUAAA
This is a messenger RNA of Sabethes cyaneus, 2393 nucleotides long. Its product is annotated as probable ATP-dependent RNA helicase DDX17. Lineage: Eukaryota; Metazoa; Arthropoda; Insecta; Diptera; Culicidae. Gene Ontology annotation, cellular component: ribonucleoprotein complex; cytoplasm; nucleus. The coding region runs from base 128 to 2056 and encodes 642 amino acids. The record is from RefSeq and is a predicted model, not a curated record. Gene Ontology annotation, molecular function: RNA binding; RNA helicase activity; ATP binding. The transcript has 5 exons.